GUUAUUUGUUUCAUGGAUUAUAUUGAAUUUAUAUUUUUUUUCGAUCUUUGCUCAAGUUUUUCACCGAAGACCGUGAAAAAGGAGUUCAAAACAUUGCUAUUUAGUCCUAAUCGUAUUUCAAUGACGCAUGUCGUUUGACUUGAACCAUGACAUGAAUGGCAGCUCAAAUUUAAUCACAAAUUUAACAAAGAGAAACCGGACAAAAAGGGAUCAACAAAACGGACACUUUUCGAACGAUAGUUACGAUACUGAAACCCCCGGUCAAAUGGUCCCUAAAAUUCGUGUGGUUUCGGGCGGUUAUGAACCAGUCAAUUUAAUUCAAGAGGACGGAUCAGGCAGUUUACUUGAAAAUGGUGAAGCUAUUACAAAAGUUGAUGAACAUAGACUUGAAAAUGGCACUGUAGUUGAUAAAAGUUUUGAACAUGAAACUGAGAAUGAUAUUAAGGAAGAAACAUCGUUCACUAUAGCCUUUGAAGUUUUAAUACCGUUUUUGAUAGCUGGCCUAGGCACUGUUGGAGCAGGAUUAUUAUUAGAUAAAGUACAGCAUUAUGAUGUCUUUGAACAAGUCAGUGAGAUCUUUAUUCUGGUUCCAGCUCUACUUGGCUUAAAAGGAAAUCUUGAAAUGACACUAGCUUCUCGACUCUCAACUGCAGCUAAUGUUGGAAAUAUUGACAGCAAAUCCGAGCAGUGGAAAUUAAUCAGUGGAAAUAUGGUUUUAAUUCAGGUACAAGCUAUUGUUGUGGCCACCUUAGCUGCAAGUGCUGCAGUAACAAUGGGUUGGGUUGUGGAUGGCCAUUUUAACAUCGACCAUGCGACAUUGUUAUGUGCAAGCAGUCUUGUGACUGCUACUGUGGCAAGUCUUAUACUUGGUUCACUUAUGGUGGGGAUCAUUUUGUUGUCACGGCGAAUCAAGAUAAAUCCUGAUAACAUUGCAACACCAAUUGCUGCAAGUCUUGGAGAUUUGGUCACCUUAGCUCUAUUAUCAGGCAUUAGCAGCUUCUUACAUAGGUGUUUAGGUUCAAAUCACUGGAUAGCACCUUUGAUCAGUGGAGGAUUUUAUUUACUUUUGCCAUGCUUUAUAUACAUAUGCCAUCACAACAAAUACACACAGAAUAUAUUAUACAAUGGGUGGAAUCCUGUUAUUAGUGCUAUGGUCAUAAGCAGUGGUGGUGGUGUCAUUCUUGAUUAUACAGUUGCAAACUACAAAGGAAUUGCGGUUUAUAAUCCAGUUAUUAAUGGUGUUGGUGGUAAUUUAGUUGCUGUACAAGCUAGUAGGAUAUCAACUAGCCUUCAUCAGAAAGGCAAGCCAGGGGAAUUGCCCAAAGGAGCAGGUUUUAAAGGAUGUCUUCAUGCAUUCUUUGGAAAAGGGCAAACUGCAAGGGCAGCCAGAGUAUUGCUUGCCUUGGCUAUACCAGGUCAUCUUAUAUUCCUGAAUAUCAUUGCUAAGCUUCAAGCUGGUCAUACAACAGUGACUCUAAUCUUUACAGUAGCGUACUUAUUGGUUGGUUUUCUACAAGGAACUGUUCUUUUGUUGACUGCUGAUUGGCUGGUUCAUUUAAUUUGGAAAAGAGGAAACGACCCGGAUAAUGUGGCCAUUCCAUAUUUGACUGCCCUGGGCGAUUUGCUAGGGACUGGAUUCCUAGCCGUGGCAUUUCAUAUAUUGUGGUUGGUUGGAGACAGGGAUGCUGAUGUUGGAGAUUAAUGAUUGUAGAAUUGAGCGGUAGCUGAACUACGAACGAGGAAGACAGAGAAGAAAGAGAACAGCAGCGAAGUAAUAUAUCGACUAUCAGCUAUUCCUCGGUUUCACGCGACGUCAUAGAUUCGUGUGGGGGUCAACUUGAAAUCGAGGCAAAGGAAACGCAUUGAGUUAGUUGUUUACUGCACGUGAUGACAUCGUGUUUCACGUGUGUGCAAUUUCGUAUCAUUUGCUAACUUCUAUAAUAUGCAGCAUAAUCACCGAAAUUGAAUUAUACAUUUGAGACUGACCCCUACAUAAAUUACUGAUUAAUUAAAAUAGUCCGUGAAACCAGGAACAAAUUAUCUUAGGAAAGUCUUUUUAAACUUUUCUCACAUUUUUUUUUAAAUUUAUGUGCUCCCGUUUAUAUGUGCCAUAUUGGCAAAUAUUUUCGGUUGCGAUGCAGAAUUUUAUAAAAAUGCAAACUACGUUUUAUGACAGAUAUUUUGGUGUCCAGCGCUUCAUAAUUCAUACAGUACCUUGUCCUAACCUUACCCGUCUAGCAAAAUAUCGGACAUGAAUCAAUAGUUGUAUCAUUAGAAAUAUUGUAUCCUGUGUAUGGAACCACCUUAAUUACGAAUAUUACCAGUCAACGGAUGAUUUUGUAAAAACAUAGGUCAUUGCCAAACUUAAAAGCGAAAAUUUUUAUUGCGUCAUCUUUAAGAAUUUCAUAGCUACCUUCCGACAGUCGGAUAUCUGCAUGGUGCCUGAUAUAGGGUAGAAACAAUACCAGAUUAAUAGAUUUUUUAUAAUCCACGGCUAUGUUUAUUUAUUCUCCGUCCUUAGUAAUUAUUUUCUAUUAUCGUACUCGCGCGUAACCACAAUAAAUUAUACCUUUUUAAUUUAAAAUAA
Messenger RNA from Dendronephthya gigantea, 2587 nucleotides. Its product is annotated as solute carrier family 41 member 1-like. The coding region runs from base 128 to 1702 and encodes 524 amino acids. Gene Ontology annotation, cellular component: plasma membrane. Gene Ontology annotation, biological process: monoatomic cation transport. Lineage: Eukaryota; Metazoa; Cnidaria; Anthozoa; Malacalcyonacea; Nephtheidae. Gene Ontology annotation, molecular function: monoatomic cation transmembrane transporter activity. The record is from RefSeq and is a predicted model, not a curated record. The transcript is spliced from 9 exons.